Messenger RNA from Anneissia japonica, 1229 nucleotides. Its product is annotated as potassium channel subfamily K member 16-like. The transcript has 5 exons. The record is from RefSeq and is a predicted model, not a curated record. Lineage: Eukaryota; Metazoa; Echinodermata; Crinoidea; Comatulida; Comatulidae. Gene Ontology annotation, biological process: stabilization of membrane potential; potassium ion transmembrane transport. The coding region runs from base 456 to 1229 and encodes 257 amino acids. Gene Ontology annotation, molecular function: potassium ion leak channel activity. Gene Ontology annotation, cellular component: membrane.
GGCUCUUUAUUUGUGUAAUGUCAGAGUGUCGGAGAUUGACGCAAUAACUUGCUGUCCUAGCUUCGAGACCAGAUACCAAAAAUAACUUGUCAUUCAAUUUGUAGGAAGAUGAUGUCCUGAAUAAGAGUAGAUUGUGCCAUGGAUCUCGACUUGCAAUGGGAAACUGGUUAAUGGAAAGUUUUGAGAGAAACACUGAAGCCGAACCUGCCAAGAUGCAUUAUACUUGCAGAACAAAUUGAUAACGACGGUAGAGUAAUGACAAAAAAGUGAGCAUUCUGAUGACGAGAAUGAUGAAGUAUUAACUUAUUGUGUUAAUCAUUUUGAAUUAUUCCAAGCAUUGGGCUGCAUACAAGACAGAGGCCAAAUGUAGGCUUACUCAGCUUGAUAAAAUCGGAGGGCAAAUAUUGAAAAGGAUUUUUUUUUAAUCGCACCAGACAAUGUAACAUGGCUAUAGAAUGAUGGAGGUUGAGGAUCAGGUCCAACCAUCCUACCACCUUUCAAGAAAGGAGAAAUUCAUGCGUUAUUUCCGAAAGUUUAUCCAGUGGUUAUUUUCGUAUGUGGGACUAACAGCAAUUCUUGUUGGAUAUUUAUUUCUUGGUGCUAUCGUCUUUCAAGCAAUUGAAGGACCUGAAGAGCAAAGACUCAAGCAUGUGAUGGUGAUGGAGAAGACAAAGUUACUAAAAUCAUUCUACAAUAAAUGCACUGAACUAAACUACACAGACUGGCAAAAAUACGCUAUUCAUGAAUUGAACAAAUUUGAUAUGAAGACGAAUGCAAAAAACGGCACUAUGGGCAGUCAGGAUCGUGGAAAAUGGGAUUUCUUUGGAUCAAUGCUUUUCUCUCUUACAGUUGUAACAACCAUUGGCUACGGUCACAUAGCACCCAUGACGAUUCAUGGUCAGGUGAUCUGUAUAAUGUACGCACUUAUUGGGAUACCACUUAUGCUACUGGUUCUAACAAAUGUUGGUAGAGUUCUUGCAAAUACAGCUAGACUCCUCUUUAGGAUGUACUCUAGUCAACUAUGCAAGAAAGUUCGAUGCCAGGACAGACGAAGCCAGCAAAGAAGAGCAAGCAAAAGAAAGAAAUCUAUACAAAUGUCAACAAUGGCUUCUAUAACGCCGUAUAAGUUCGAAACAUACUGUACUGAUGAUGAUAGCAGCAGCAAUGAAGAAGAGGCAGGAGGAGAGAACAACAACAAUGAAGAAGAACCAAUACCCAUUGGCAAGUAA